UUCCAUUCUGCUUUCUCCCCCUCCGACGAGACCGAAAGACGCAGCGAAAGAUGCCUAACAACAACAACAACCGCUCACGGCCGCUGCAGCGGCCGCUCUUUUUGGUACUCCUUGGUGGUGGUCUGCUUCUCGCGGCAUCGGCACUUACCGCGCGCAACGUCUCCACCUCCCCCAAGCCGCGUGUAGGCGCUGCUUCUUCCAACUGCCCGUUGCUGCAAGCUUCGACGGCAGCGCCGCCGAUUCCCACGACAUCUCCCCACCACAGAGUCAAGACGGCCGAAACAGCUGCCGAACCAGGUCUUCUCGAGCCUACCGGCGUUCACCACCCGUUUCAUAGCUUGUCUCCACUAUCCGAGGCGAAGGCAUGGGCGGCGAGGGAAGGGCAGUACUUCAACGGCCUCAUCGAGGCCAACGGCGGCGCAUCGGUGUUCAAGGGGCAUCCGGGUCUCGCUGUCACGUUCUUGACAGAUCACGCCAGCUGCGAAUGGUUCCUCAGCCAGAACCAAGAUGUCUUGGAUCGGCAGGGUUGA
This is a messenger RNA of Ectocarpus siliculosus, 530 nucleotides long. Lineage: Eukaryota; Phaeophyceae; Ectocarpales; Ectocarpaceae. The record is from the annotation of a GenBank genome assembly.